Molecule: messenger RNA, 1157 nt
Organism: Telopea speciosissima
Lineage: Eukaryota; Viridiplantae; Streptophyta; Magnoliopsida; Proteales; Proteaceae
Product: salicylic acid-binding protein 2-like
Exons: 3
Coding region: 16-993 (325 amino acids)
Biological process (GO): salicylic acid metabolic process; jasmonic acid metabolic process
Molecular function (GO): methyl indole-3-acetate esterase activity; methyl salicylate esterase activity; methyl jasmonate esterase activity
Source: RefSeq, a predicted model, not a curated record
UCUAGGAAGACUGAAAUGGCUUUGUCAAUGAUGAUGGUGGUGGUGGUGGUUGUGGUGUUGUUGCAGCUCUUGCCUGCCAAUGGACAAAACCCACCAUUAUGCAAUUUCAACCAAAACCCACCAUGCCCUCCAAAGCCUACAGGGUUAGGUCAUAUUGUUCUUGUCCAUGGGGCAGGCCAAGGACAAUGGUUUUGGUAUAAGGUUAAACCUAUGUUGGAAGCUGCAGGCUAUAAUGUAACAACAGUCCAACUUGGACCUUCAGUAACCAUGGCCGUGGAUUCAAUAGAAAAUGUUUCAUUUUGGAAUUACUCAAAACCAUUGUUUGAUCUGAUGGAAUGCUUAGACCACAAGGUUUUGCUUGUGGGUCACAGUGCAGGAGGUUUCAAUAUUGCUGUUGCAAUGGAUAAGUACCCCACAAAGAUACUUGCAGCUGUCUUUAUUGCUGCCUACAUGCCUGAUACUGCUCACACCAUGUCCUAUGUCCUUGAUCAGGGAGCAAAGUAUCCAUCAGAAUGGCUUGACACUUGUAUCAUGACUAGUGGGAACACCACAUGGUAUUUCUUUGGUGAUGACUUCUUGGGAUCAAAACUCUAUCAAAUGUGCCCUCCUGAGGACAUUGCUCUAAUGCAUACACAGAAAAGGCCAGGAUCAUUCUUUUACAAUGAAAUUGCUGAAAUACAACUUAAAAAUGAGAGUUAUGGCUCAAUUGAUCGAUUCUACAUUGUAACCGGAGACGAUUUAACAGUUCCAACUGAUUAUCAAUACGAAAUGAUCACCAAUUUUCCGGUGAAGGAGCAGAAGCUGAUAAACAGUUCUGGUCAUGAGGUCAUGCUAUCAAAGCCCUUAGAGUUGUCUGCUAAUAUCUUAGAUAUUGCUAGACAAUAUUCCUCUUAUUUUGUGACUUCUAAUGCUGCUGGAGAUGCAACUUGGGCCGGUUCGGUCCAGAUGAAACCCAAACCAAAUUCAGUCCUGCGUGCUGCUUGGUGGGCUUGAACCAACCGGAAUAGAAGCUGGGUCUUAGUAUUAUGUACUUUUGCUUUUGCCUGUUUUUUGUGUGUUGGGUGUGCUAUGUUAUCUAAGUAUGAACAACAAAUGCUACUGUAAUAUAUCCAACUAUUGCAGUAUAGCUCUUCUUUCUAUGUUAAUGAUGAAUAUCC